AUGACUUUAGAACUUUUUGUUUGGUUGUUAUUAUUCAAUAUAGGACUAUGCCAAAUUAUCCCAGGGGACCAAUCAGUGGUCUUUUCAUCAUUGAUUGAUCCUGAACCUUUAGAUGAAGACAUUUAUCGAAAUAUGUUUACUUAUGCUCAUCUAAUUGAUAUUUCUUAUUGUGUAUCCUCAACUUCCCAUAUAGAUCCUCCAUUUAAAUGUGAUUUGAAUUGUGAAGAGAGAUUUCCAAAUGUUACUUUAGUACAUCAAUGGUAUUUCGAUGAUUCUGUUUGUGGUUAUAUUGCCGUUACCCAUUCUAAUAUUUUCAAUUAUAAAGCUACCUCCAAGAAAACCAUUAUAGUAUCCUUGAGAGGUACUCGAUCAUUGUUCGACUCCUAUACUGAUAUCAAGGUGGAUAUGGUAAAUUAUAACAAUCUCGGUACCAAGCUUAGAGAAUGUGGUACUAGGUGUAGAGUUCAUAGGGGGUUCUACAGAUAUUAUCUCAAUACAUUGAUACAAAUUGAUAAGGUUCUACGAAGGGAAUUGGACGGAGAGGAUGAUUACGAAUUACUUAUAUUGGGGCAUUCAUUAGGAGGGGCUAUAUCGUUAUUUUUAUCUUUGUAUUAUCUAGAUCUAGGGUACAAUAACAUGACGGUCAUAACCAUGGGUCAACCUUUAGUGGGCAAUCAACCAUUUGUUACUUGGGCUGAUGAAGUACUAGGUAGCAGUAAACCUGUAGUGCAUGGAACUUUUGAUAGGAAGUUCUUCAGAGUUAUCCACAAGAACGAUGUGGUGACCACAAUACCCAGUAAUAACAAUAUCAUAGAUUCGUAUACCCAAUUCUCCAACCAGAUAUACUUAAAUUGUUCAGCCACAGAGACUGUCCCUACCAUUGACCAGGUGGUAGAUUGCCAUGACGGAGAGAAUCCAUUAUGUAUUAAGAAAGAUUUUGGGAAGAUAGAUUUCUUCACUCAUAACUAUUUACAAGCCCAUACGACGUACUUCCGUUCUAUGGGAUUAUGCGGGAUCAGGAAUAAUGUAUUUAUGUAG
Yamadazyma jaroonii is the source of this 1038-nucleotide messenger RNA. Lineage: Eukaryota; Fungi; Ascomycota; Pichiomycetes; Serinales; Debaryomycetaceae. The record is from the annotation of a GenBank genome assembly.